CUGUACUAAACUAUGCCUGAACUUUAACUUCAGGAAAGCUAAGUUACUGUUAGCAUGGGAAGUCGAUACGGUUUAGAUAAACCAAUUCUCAAACAAAAUAACAAUCAAAUAAAGUUAAAUAAAUAAGAUGCCAGAGAUAGGUAGUUGCUUUUAAACGUGUAUUUUGUAAUGUGUACUUUACCCUCUUGCAGGAACAUAAACGGGCAGUGAGAAGGUCACAACUGAUCAGAGAAGACACGAUGGGUAUCUAUUUUCUUCUGCUAAUUGUAGGGUUUUGCUGGGCCCAGUACAACCCCAAUACUCAACCUAGGAGGACGACUAUUGUGCAUCUCUUUGAAUGGCGCUGGGCCGAUAUCGCUCUUGAGUGCGAACGCUAUUUAGCUCCGAAUGGAUUCGGAGGAGUUCAGAUUUCUCCUCCAAAUGAAAAUAUUAUCAUUACUGAUCCCUGGCGACCUUGGUGGGAAAGAUACCAGCCAGUCAGCUACAAGCUCUGCACACGAUCUGGAAAUGAAACUGAAUUUAGAGACAUGGUGACCAGAUGUAACAACGUUGGAGUACCUAUUUAUGUGGAUGCAGUAAUCAACCAUAUGUGUGGAGCUAAUGUUGGUGCUGGCAAGCAUGCUACUUGUGGAAGCUAUUUCAAUGCAAAGACUGAAGAUUUUCCAGCUGUGCCAUACUCUGGCUGGGACUUUAAUGACGGUAAAUGUAAAUCUAGAAGUGGAGACAUUGAAAAUUAUCAUGAUGUAUCGCAGGUCCGUGACUGUCGCUUGGUUAGCCUUCUUGAUCUGGCUCUGGAGAAGGACUAUGUGCGCUCAAAAAUUAUGGAGUACAUGAACUAUCUCAUUGAUAUUGGUGUAGCAGGCUUCCGGAUUGAUGCUGCCAAGCAUAUGUGGCCUGAGGAUCUGAAGGCAAUUUUAGACAAGCUGCACAACCUAAAUACUAACUGGUUUUCUCCAGGAUCUAAACCUUUCGUAUACCAGGAGGUAAUGAAUUUUCGUAAACUCACUUGACAGGUA
This is a messenger RNA of Struthio camelus australis, 1016 nucleotides long. Lineage: Eukaryota; Metazoa; Chordata; Aves; Struthioniformes; Struthionidae. The record is from RefSeq and is a predicted model, not a curated record.